AGUACGUGCCGCCGGAAGUGAUGAUGCCCCACCUAAGCCGUAGGUUUCAAUACGCGUGCGCAGUAGGCUUUCCCGGCAGCUGUGUUGUGCAAAUGGUGGAGAAGAAAACCUCGGUCCGCUCCCAGGACCCUGGGCAGCGGCGGGUGCUGGACCGGGCAGCCCGGCAGCGUCGCAUCAACAGACAGCUCGAGGCCUUGGAGAAUGACAACUUCCAGGACGACCCCCACGCAGGACUGCCCCAGCUGGGCAAGAGGCUGCCUCAGUUUGAUGACGAUGCAGACACUGGAAAGAAAAAGAAGAAGACUCGAGGUGAUCAUUUUAAACUUCGCUUCCGAAAAAACUUUCAGGCCUUGCUGGAGGAGCAGAACUUGAGUGUGGCUGAGGGUCCCAACUACCUGACAGCCUGUGCGGGCCCCCCGUCGCGGCCCCAGCGCCCCUUCUGUGCUGUCUGCGGCUUCCCCUCCCCGUAUACCUGCGUCAGCUGUGGUGCCCGGUACUGCACCGUGCGCUGCCUGGGCACCCACCAGGAGACCCGAUGUCUGAAGUGGACCGUGUGAGCCUGGGCGUCAGAGGCAGGGCCUCCAUGUGUCACCUGGGUUCUGAAAGGCAUCACCAGGUGGGGGCUCCCCCUGGACUGAGGGAGGAGCCACUCACCCAACAAAACCGUGUCUUGCCUACCGGGGAAGACCAGUCUCACAUGUGCGGGCUGUGGCGGGAGGUGGGCUGGGCCCACUGAGUGCUGUUGUAAUAAAAGGGCUCGUGCCAGGA
This is a messenger RNA of Lemur catta (Ring-tailed lemur), 768 nucleotides long. RefSeq names its product zinc finger HIT-type containing 1 (gene ZNHIT1). Gene Ontology annotation, molecular function: nucleosome binding. Gene Ontology annotation, cellular component: Swr1 complex. The transcript has 5 exons. Gene Ontology annotation, biological process: chromatin remodeling. Lineage: Eukaryota; Metazoa; Chordata; Mammalia; Primates; Lemuridae. Bases 21 to 557 code for a protein of 178 amino acids. The record is from RefSeq and is a predicted model, not a curated record.